CUUAUUAUACCUACGUCAUUCAUGACUAUAAUCAUGAUUCCUGACUAAAUUAAGAUCUAUGGAUAGACCUAUAAUUUGAAUCUUAGAUCAUAUACGUCAUAUGAUCUAAGAUUUGAUCAAUCGAAUAAUAUAGAUCAUAUUAUUCGAUUGAUCAAAUCUCUUUGAUUAAGUUUUUAUCAGUCAUAGUUAACCGCCAUAACAUUAUUAUAGAAAAUUAGAAAGUGAAAAGUGGAAGAUUUAAGCUCAACGUGUCUUACAAUGCUGCAGGCUACUCAGCUGCAGUGGCCACUCGCCUCUGUACACUUGGCAGUUGGCACUCAGGCAGUUGCUUUGUAGCUGCUAGUUUGUAUUUAGUUGUUAGAUACUGUACAUUUGUACAUUUUCUUAAGUUUUCUGCAUUAUAUAGGUCUUUUUUUAUAAGUUAUUUCAUACGACAGUUUCAACUAUUGUUAAUAAUGUCUGACUUUGAAUCUAUAACUGCAUUGCUUAAAAAAUAUGAUCAAGAACAUAUUAUUAAAUUUUGGAAUAGACUCACUGAAAAAGAAAAAAAAUUUCUGUUGGAAGAUAUUUGUGAACUGAACAUUCCUGAAGUUGUUGGAAUGUUUAAAAAAACUGUAGAAACUAUGAAUGCCAAUCAUCAAAAGUUGGACAAUAGAAUGAAUCCUAUACCCGCUGAACUAUACGGUGCUGUGAACCGUAGCCCAAAAGAACUUUUGAUUAAAUAUGAGCAAAUUGGACUUGAGCAGAUAUCUCAAGGUAAAGUUGGAGUCUUAUUAAUGGCUGGAGGGCAAGGUACAAGGCUUGGAGCUAACUACCCUAAAGGUAUGUAUGACAUCGGUUUACCUUCUCAUAAAUCAUUAUACCGUAUACAAGGGGAACGUAUUCGCUGCCUGAUUAGGCUAGCAAAUAAAGAUUUUGGAAGCAGUAAAGGUUUACCUUGGUUUAUAAUGACUAGUGAACAUACUAUGGAACCCACUCGUAAAUACUUCAAGGAAAAUAAUUAUUUCGGCCUAGAUGAAAAAAAAAUUAUAUUUUUUGAACAAUAUAUGUUACCAGCAUUUACAUUUGAUGGGAAAAUCGUUAUGGAAGGUAUAAAUAAAAUAUCUAAAUCUCCAGAUGGUAAUGGUGGUAUAUAUAAAGCUUUACGUGAUCGUAAUGUUUUGGAUGAGAUUAAAAGGCUAGGUGUUCAAUACCUCCAUGCUCAUAGUGUAGAUAAUAUAUUAGUUAAAGUAGCAGAUCCAAUAUUUAUUGGGUACUGCAUAACAAAGAAUGCUGAAUGUGGGGCAAAAGUUGUUGAAAAAGCAUAUCCUUCUGAGCCACUAGGUGUUGUAUGUGAAGUUGAUGGAAAAUUUCAAGUUGUUGAAUAUAGUGAAAUCACUGAAAAUACAGCUGAAAAAAGAAAUCCUGAUGGUCGUUUAACCUUUAGUGCUGGUAAUAUUUGCAACCAUUUUUUUACAACUGAUUUUUUAAACAGUGUUGCACAUAAAUAUAAUAGUAAAUUAAAACUGCAUGUGGCUAAAAAAAAAAUAUCUUUUGUGAAUGAUGAUGGUAUCGCAUGCAAACCAGAAGAACCAAAUGGCAUCAAAAUGGAGAAAUUUAUAUUUGAUGUAUUUGAAUUUUGUAAUCGUCUUGCUGUUUGGGAAGUAGAAAGAGACGAAGAAUUUAGCGCUUUGAAAAAUGCAGAUGUGCCUAAUGGUAAAGAUAACCCUAAAACUGCACGCUUAGAUGUCUUUUCACUUCAUAGAAAAUAUGUUGAAAAAUCUGGAGGUCAAUUUACAACCGAUGACAUUGAAUGUGAGAUUUCUCCUCUAUUAUCUUAUGCUGGUGAAGGUCUUAAGCACUUGGUUGAUGGUAGGAUUUUCAAUUCUUUACUAGAAUUAAAAUCUGCCGAAGAAAUAUCUAAGAACAAUAGUUCUAAUGUAAAUUAAAUGUUUGUUUUAUUCAUACCCUAAGUGGGUUCCUGGUUAAAUAUAUUUUAUGAUUGAUUUUAACGAAUACGUAUCAGUUUUCUAAGUUUAUUUAACUCAAAUUUUCUUUUCGAUAAUUUUACUAGUUAUUAUACAAAAAUGGCCCAAUGUUUAUAAUUUGUUUUAAGUUGUAUACUUAUAUAAGUUAUAAAGUUCUAAUAUUAUUAUUAAUAAUAAUCAUAAUAUUGCGAUAAAUUUCUAAUAUGUUGAUAUUAUCCCUAUUAAUACUUAAUUUGUAUGACUUUUUGUAUAGUUAAAUUUCCAAAAUUAUGUAAAGAAAUUUUUCUAAUUAUUUUUUUAAUUCUAUAAUAUAUUUUAUACAUUUUAGUUUUUAUUUAAAUAUAAAAACAUAUACACAUAUAUUAAAUAUUUGUUAGUACUAAUAAUAUUGUACUUAAAAUUUUAAAUUACUUAUUAAAAUAUUUUUGUACUGUGUUAAUGAUUUAUCUGUAAAGUCUAUAAUAUAAAUGUUACUUUUUAAAAGAUUACAAUUUUUUUUUUAUUCUUAAAUAAUAAUAAUAUCAUGUAACCCUGGCAGAAAAUGCAAUAAGCUAAUUUCUAAAAUAAAUAAUACUUGUUUUUAA
Messenger RNA from Acyrthosiphon pisum (pea aphid), 2551 nucleotides. RefSeq names its product UDP-N-acetylglucosamine pyrophosphorylase mmy (gene mmy). Gene Ontology annotation, molecular function: UDP-N-acetylglucosamine diphosphorylase activity. Gene Ontology annotation, biological process: UDP-N-acetylglucosamine biosynthetic process. The transcript has a single exon. The coding region runs from base 456 to 1928 and encodes 490 amino acids. NCBI's taxonomy places the organism in Eukaryota, Metazoa, Arthropoda, Insecta, Hemiptera, Aphididae. The record is from RefSeq and is a predicted model, not a curated record.